AUGUAUAACAAUUUCUGUUUCCAGAUCACAUUUCUUUUUGCGGAAAACAAAUCUCGUCCCGCUUAUGCCUUAACUUCUUUUCCUGGAAGCGGCGUUACUUGGACACGACAGCUGAUCGAAGGUUUAACAGGGAUAUUCACCGGAACGGUUUACGGGUCUGAGGAGCCAGGGAUCAUCGAUGGGAAUUAUUAUGGGAACAAUGUAGAACCAAACUGCGGAUGCCUUAUUCUGAUUAAGGACCACGAGUACCCAGAAUUCUAUCCUCUUCUAGGGGAUGUUGGACCGUACCAGCAUAGAGGAAUUCUAAUUCUUCGAAAUCCCUUUGACGCUCUUUUCACCUUUGCGCAUUAUCUAUGGAGUGGCAACAAUCAGAUAGGAACCGUCUCAUUAGAAAAUUUCAGCAGCCUUAAAUGGGAUCAUUACAUCAAGUUUGUAGCAUUUGAAUGGGCGGAGCAUGCCGUUCGCUGGAUCCAACACAUAGAAAAUGGGACGGUCGUUUUUUACGAACGCCUUCUGCAAGACACCGAGAGAGAAUUGAAAGGAUUGUUACAUGCCAUUAAUUUUAUUGAUCCAGAUCAUCCACCUUUCGAUCCGGAACGGAUGCGUUGUACUCUGCUACACAAAAAUCGAUUGGAUCGCAAACGUAAACAGAAACCAACAGUCCUACUUACUGAGGAGAAUCACUCGCGAAUAAUGUAUUCAAUACUAAGAGUACAGGAAAGUCUGCAGAAGAAAGGCUGGCCGUUACUUCCUCUUCAUCUAUACCAAAUACCUAAAUACAUUGGAUCGUAGAAUGCAAAGGACAACAUUUUAUUUGCUUAAUAUUCAUCCAUCAGAACAUCAUUUUACUUGCCGUGGACUCACAAGCCUUUUCAGGUGGAAUGACAAAGUCUUCACACAGUCUACAGUCUCAAAAGAUUUCCGGUUUCUGCAGCAAAGACAUCCCUCACAGAAUAUUGAUUCCAAACUGAAAUGAAAGUUAAAGCCUAUAACUUAGUUUGAUCCCAUUUAAAAUAUAAUAAAUCCAUAUUAAAAGAUAAUGUGAAAAUUUGACUUCGUCUGAUUAAUGUAGAUUAAUGCGUGUAUACUCUCCAUUUCUGGUUUCUAUCUUUUUCCUACUUUUGGGGGUUUCGCAUCUACAUACGUGGUAGAAAAAGAAGGUAGAGGUUAAGGUAGAAAAUUUCACAGAAUUUUAGCUAGUAGAUAUAUGGGAGAUGCUCUACCAUUUGGUAGAUCGUUGUGUGUCGGUCAAAGUUUAAUUUAGAAGAACAUUUUUACGACAAUUUUUCUUAAAACUGGGUUGUUAUUUUAGUUUUCAGUGAGAUUAAAAUACAAAAUUGGAUUCACUGAUAAAAAAGUAACUUAGUUUUUGAAGGUUAUAACGUUAUAGGGAAGAGUGGGGCUAGUUGGCAGAAGAAUAAGUAGAAAAAUCUUAAUUUAGAAGAAUUGUAUCCAAGAAAUUUUAUUGAAAUAAUUUAUGAUAAAAGGUGUUUAUCGUGCGCACAUUUGUGUAAAAUUUCAUAGCUUUAUCGCAAAUAGUUAAGUAAAUAGAAAAUAACGAAUUUUUUGAGUUAAAUCCACAAUAGUUGUGUGCUUAGUAUUUAUCAAUCAUAUCUUUACUUGGUAUGCAUAUAAUUUAAAAAAAAUCGAAUGUUAUAGAAAAUGGUGUCCUCUAUUAAACUGUAAUAAUGGAUCUGUUAUAAUCAAUUAUAAAUGAGUAAUGAA
Molecule: messenger RNA, 1725 nt
Organism: Daphnia magna
Lineage: Eukaryota; Metazoa; Arthropoda; Branchiopoda; Diplostraca; Daphniidae
Product: WSCD family member CG9164
Exons: 5
Coding region: 1-792 (263 amino acids)
Source: RefSeq, a predicted model, not a curated record